Sinocyclocheilus rhinocerous is the source of this 4599-nucleotide messenger RNA. Its product is annotated as SH3 and multiple ankyrin repeat domains protein 3-like. Gene Ontology annotation, cellular component: postsynaptic density; postsynaptic membrane; dendritic spine. NCBI's taxonomy places the organism in Eukaryota, Metazoa, Chordata, Actinopteri, Cypriniformes, Cyprinidae. The record is from RefSeq and is a predicted model, not a curated record. The transcript is spliced from 23 exons. Bases 67 to 4575 code for a protein of 1502 amino acids. Gene Ontology annotation, molecular function: synaptic receptor adaptor activity; ionotropic glutamate receptor binding.
CUGGAUCUGGGCGCCUCUCCGGAUUACAAGGACAGUCGUGGCCUGACUCCUCUGUAUCACAGCUCUAUGGUGGGGGGCGACCCGUACUGCUGCGAGCUCCUGCUGCAUGAUCACGCUCAGGUGGGCUGCAUGGAUGAGAACGGCUGGCAGGAGAUUCACCAGGCUUGUCGUCACGGACAUGUGCAGCAUCUGGAACACCUGCUGUUCUACGGAGCAGACAUGAGCGCUCAGAACGCUUCUGGAAACACUGCCCUGCACGUGUGUGCUCUCUAUAACCAGGAUAGCUGCGCGCGAGUGUUGCUGUUCAGAGGGGCGAAUAAGGAGAUUAAGAACUACAACAGCCAAACUGCCUUCCAGGUGGCUAUUAUAGCUGGAAACUUUGACCUGGCAGAAAUUAUAAAGACUCACAAAGCAUCAGAUGUUGUGCCUUUCAGGGAAACGCCUUCCUACAUAAGUCGCCGGCACAUGACCGGAGGCGACACGCUGACAUCAUCACGCUUGCUGCCUCGCUCCGCCUCCGACAACAAUCUGAACAACGUGGCUGUCACAGGCCCCGCCCACUCGCCCGUGCCAUCUCUGAGGAGCCUGCCCCCUCUGGCGCACACCGGGAUCGACGCAGCGGCCGACGGCAGCCUGCAGAGCACGGGCAGCUCGCUCUCCUCGCACUCCCGCUCGCCCUCCCUCCAGCGCGUCAGCGAGGAGCCCGGCACGCACGCAGUACGCCGACACACGUCCCUCACGCACUCCCACAGCCGCGGACGCCUCAGCCCAGGGACAGUCCAGCAGGACCCCAGCCCUCCUCCCGCGGGGCCCUUGCACACACUCUCAGGAGCCCGGGGCCCCAAACGGAAACUCUACAGCGCCGUGCCGGGGCGCACCUUCAUCGUGGUCAAACCGUACUCACCGCAGGGAGAGGGAGAGAUCCAGCUGAACCGUGGAGAGAGGGUCAAAGACUACCUCUCAAACGCAGUGGAAGAAGAGAAUGUUUAUGAGGAGAUCACGCUCGAGUCUAUCAAAGAAAGUGAAGAGGAAGCAGAAUCUCCCUAUGUAGACCGUUAUGUAGAGCAUGAAAUUAAGGCGGAGGAUGGCCAUGGUUCUGUGGAUGAUAAAGUGUUAAGUAUAGGAGAAGGGGGUUUCUGGGAAGGGACGGUGAAAGGAAGAACCGGGUGGUUUCCUGCAGACUGUGUGGAGGAGGUACAGAUGAGACAGUUUGAUCCUCAACUUGAGACGAGAGAGGACCGAAACAAGAGGCUGUUCAGACAUUACACUGUGGGCUCCUAUGACAACUUUACCUCAUAUAGUGAUUACAUCAUCGAGGAGAAGAAUGCUGUGCUCCAGAAGAAAGAGAAUGAGGGAUUCGGCUUCGUCUUGCGAGGAGCAAAAGCGGAGACACCCAUUGAAGAGUUUACACCCACACCUGCCUUUCCUGCACUGCAGUACCUGGAGUCUGUGGAUGUUGAGGGCGUGGCCUGGAGGGCGGGGCUAAGGACUGGUGACUUCCUCAUUGAGGUGAAUGGUGUAAACGUGGUAAAAGUGGGACACAAGCAGGUGGUGUCACUCAUCCGGCAGGGUGGGAAUAACCUCUUGAUGAAGGUGGUGUCAGUCACACGCAAGCCAGAGUCUGAGGAGUCAGUCAGGAAGAAGGCGCCCCCACCUCCAAAAAGAGCGCCCAGCACCACCCUCACCCUGAGGUCCAAAAGCAUGACCGCUGAGCUUGAAGAACUAGCCUCUGCAAGGAGGAGAAGAGGAGAAAGGCUAGAUGAGAUUUUGGCCUCUCAGGAGACAGUACUGAGGCCAAAGGUAGAAGCAGACUACAGAGCAGCCACGGUGAAGCAAUGUCCUACCAGUCGCCGAAUUACACCAGCAGAAAUCAGUUCUCUUUUUGAGCGGCAAGGACUUGCUCUCCAUGGUGCUGUACACCCAGCGUUGGAAAAAGCCCACAUGCAGCUGCCAAAAAGCAUGGCUAGAACAAAGUCUUUUGGAGCAACUGAAGAGGAUCGACUGUCUGCCCUGGCAGCGGAACACAGGUUUCCGCGGAGCUCCUCCAUGACGGACAGCCUGAGAGACAGCCAUAGUAUCCCUCCACCUCCUCAAACGGCUCCCCCACCUCCCCCAUCGCUUUACUAUCUAGAUACUGGACCCCCUCCUUCGUUCUGCCCACCCCCUCCUCCUGGCCGCAUUCACGACCCCAGCCGUUCCAGUUUCAAACCAGGUUCUGAACCAAGGCUGCACGUUUUGCCACAGACAAUGUCUGCUGAGCUGUUUGAGCCACCUCGCCAUGCCUCCCACAUGGAUCGGCAGAAAAAAGCCCGCUCCAUGAUCAUCCUACAGGACUCCUCCCACCUUCCCGUGGAGCCUACUGACAUCCCCAGGCCAGGUGCUGUUUCAACUCCACCUGAAAGGAUCAAGCGGAAAGGUCGAGUCAUUGAUAACCCCUAUGCCAAUGUGGGCCAGUUCAGCGUGGGCCUGUUCACACCGAGCAAGCCACAGCGGAGGAAGAGCCCACUUGUAAAGCAACUGCAGGUGGAAGAUGCUCAGGAGAGAGCCUCGCUAGCACUGGCAUCCAUCCAUGCGAGAGAGCACUCUCCCUCUGGGCGCCUAGCUGCCCACCAUACCAGCAGGGCUGAUUUCUAUCAGCAGCAGCAUCAGCUGUUGCAGGGACGCAGUCAAGCUCACGCUGAGGGACUGUUGCAAGGAAAGGGACCUUUCGCUGCCGCCAUUGCUGUUGCUGUGAAAGACCGGGAACGUCGUCUGGAGGAGAGGCGGAAAUCCACAGUCUUCCUAUCAGUGGGCACUAUGGAGGGCAGUUCGGCACCACCCCCAGAGGCCCCCUCGCUCACACCAUCCCGUUCGGUUGAUGAACGAAUGCUCACACGUGAACUUGGUCAGUUGCCUCCUCCGGCCUUGGCGUUGCGUCCCUCUCCUGGGGGCACCACCUUCAUUCACCCACUGACAGGCAAGCCCUUGGACCCCAACUCUCCAUUGGCACUUGCGCUGGCCGCAAGGGAACGGGCAUUAACCUCCCAGAGUCAGUCCCCUUCAAGCAGCCCUGAGCCCAGAACUAAACAUGAAGCUGCUGGAGGGGUGCUGUACAUGGAGACCCAGACCAAAGAGGCUGAACGGUCAGAGGGUGAGUUUGCCUCACCUCCCUUUUCCCCUGCAACGAAAAUAAUUUACGAGACCUCUGCCCCCACCAGCAAGAUUCAGUGGGGAAGUCCCAUAUCCACUAGGAAAGAGUUAGAAACAAGGACAGAAAUGAAGGAGGAAAGGAAAACUGAGGACAAGAAGAGUAUGAUCAUCAGCAUCAUGGACACAUCCCAGCAGAAAACUGCUGGACUUAUCAUGGUCCAUGCAACGAGUAAUGGGGAGGCAGUGGGGCCCAGCCCAGAGCACAGUGUCCCCUCACCUAAGGGGGCAUUGUCAGAGAGCCCGAAACCCAUGUUGGCCGAAAUAAAACGCGCUAAGUCCCCUGGUCCCGAUGCUCCUUUGAGAUCCACCCCACCUCCAGCCACAGCUCCAACUUCCCAGCCACCUCCCAGUGCAUCCUCAGAUAAAACCCUGGCACAGGGUAGUUCUGAGGAGGACGUGGAACCCUAUACGGUCACAUUGCCACCUGCCAUGCUGUCUUCCAGUGAUGAGGAUACACGUGAGGAGCUCCGUAAAAUCGGUGUGGUUCCUCCACCGAAUGAAUUUGCCAAUGGCAUUCUUGGAAAGACACCUAAAACUGCAGUACCUCAUGCUCCUACGUUGGCACAGACAACCACUUCUGCCCUGCCCUCAGCUCCACCCCCACCCCCCGCCACUCCAGCAGCAGUUGCCGCAGCAGCACAGGUCCCCGCUAGCAGUGGCCCGCAAGCAGCCUCAGGGAAGCCAUCUGAGUCCCACCUGGGCCCAGAGUCUGCUGCUGACUCCGGGGUGGAAGAGGUAGACACUCGUAGCUCCAGUGAUCACCACUUGGAGACCACGAGCACCAUCUCCACCGUCUCCAGUAUGUCCACACUGUCCUCGGAAAGCGGCGAGCCCACGGACACCUACACCACCCACGCAGAUGGCCAGACGUUCAUUCUUGAUAAGCCGCCAGUGCCUCCAAAGCCAAAGCUCAAGUCCCAGCUCAGCAAGGGCCCGGUGACGUUCAGGGACCCCCUGCUCAAGCAGUCAUCCGAUAGCGAACUGCUCUCACAGCAGCACGCGGCUGCGCUGGCUGCUGCUGCGGGAGCCUCAGGCCCGGCCAGACCCCGCUACCUCUUCCAGAGACGCUCCAAGUUGUGGGGGGACCCCGUGGAACCCCGUCCGCUUUCGGGGGCAGAGGAAGGCAAGCCCACUGUGAUCAGCGAGCUCAGCUCACGGCUGCAGCAGCUGAACAAGGACACACGCUCACUCGGGGAAGAGCCGCUUGGAGCUUCACUUGACCCCGGAAGGAAAUCACCCGUGGUCGGUGCAAGAGCUGAAUCUGAGGCUAAGCCCAGAAGAGCCGGGCACCUGUACUCUUCAGCAGUUUGGGGGAGCUCCAUACUAUCUCUCAGAGAGGCUACGGCACCACCUACACCAUCAGACCAGGCAGCCGCUACCCAGUGACCCGACGGACACCCAGUCCCGGUU